AUGAAUACGUCUUUAGCACCUACUGGGAAUCCUUCUACAGGCAAACCCCCUGUCCCCCAGAUGCUCUCUGAGCCUCAGUUGUGGUCACCGGCCAAUCCCCACUUCAUGCCGCAAAAAUCCAGUGCUCCCUCUGCAGUUCCUACUGUCUUCCCGGAUCCCGCUACCAUCCCCGUACCAUCGCAGCCACCGGCUCCUACUACUGCCCAUGUUCAGCCUGCUGUUCCAAGUCAACCUGAAGCACCAAUGGAUGCAAAUAUGAUAUCUGAUUGCUAUGCUUCAUUACUCGGCCUCGCUGAGACAUUCCGUACCAUGAGCCCCCCAAAUAUGCGACUAGCUGUACACUGUCUGAAGGCAGCACUUAAUUUUAAGCUUCCCGUCAAUGUAGAGGCUCGAACCCACCUACAGAUAGGCCGACUUCUUUUUCACUACAGUAAGAACGACGAACAAACACAAUCGCAUCUGGAGAAAGCCAGAACACUAGGUGCUCAUCUGCGCGCCAAAGAUGAUUCAAUCAAAUUUGAAGCUGCUGCUCUACUAGCCGAGUUCUUCGAACGUAAGCAGGCUCAAUAUACAGAACGGGAUGUCAACUCAGCUUGUGAAAUAUUAGCCAUGGGAUCAGAAUUUGCACAAAUGCACAAUUCAGAUUACACUCGUGGCCUGUUCCUGCUAAGCAAGUGUAUGCUUCUUCUUGCCAGUCGCCAAUUUCCCGAAGUCACAAGUACGCUGUCCGAUGUGAAUUCAUUGAUUGAAGGAUUUCGUGGAACCAAUUACCAUCGCGAAGCGCUCCGGGUAUUUUACCUUGUUCUGCAUGUCUCCUUCUACCUGCUCUCCGGUCAGGCUAAAUCAGCACGUCCCAUCUUGAAGCAGUUGCAUCAGAGCAUACAGCAGUUCGCCGCAAUGGAUGAAAUGGCGGAGGGGGCAAUUAUGAAUGAGAUUGAUCGAUUUCAAUGGAUGCCACGAGAGCACAUGGUCAUACUUGUAUACUUGAUCACAGUAAUGCAUUGGAUGCAGGUCGGCAUGCUUGAUCGGGCCAAACGAUCGGCCGAGAAAGCUCUCACUCAGAUUGAGAAACUCUCAGUGUUUGAUACCAGUCCCCUGCUCACAGUGUUCCACUUGAGCUUGUUAGAACACACAGCCAUGGGACGAUUGGUCAUGGGUGUGCAAACUGCGGCAGCACAAGAUAUUGGACAAGCAUGUCGCAUUUGUCAGGCCAAUCCUGGCCUGAUGUUCAAACGGUUACCACAGCUGCAUACACUAAUCGGGCUGUACGCCAUGUCCAUGAAUUGUAUGGAUCAAGCGGAGAAUCAGUUCAAGUAUGCCUUACGUGUAAGUUCUCUUUCGGGUAUUUGUUUUGUGUCCCUUUCCAAUGUUUGUGGCUAUGACGGGAUGUUGUGGAAAAUUUGGACUACGAUCCAUUAUCGUUUGAUUUUCUUUUCUUUCCCUAAUUGUGCUCAUUCACAGGUAUGCCACAAUGACUGUAGUAGCGUGAAAUAA
Molecule: messenger RNA, 1494 nt
Organism: Echinostoma caproni
Lineage: Eukaryota; Metazoa; Platyhelminthes; Trematoda; Plagiorchiida; Echinostomatidae
Source: the annotation of a GenBank genome assembly